Messenger RNA from Prorocentrum cordatum, 430 nucleotides. NCBI's taxonomy places the organism in Eukaryota, Dinophyceae, Prorocentrales, Prorocentraceae. The record is from the annotation of a GenBank genome assembly.
GAAAAAGGACCGCAGGCCGAAUCCUGAGGAGCGUGGCGGCACCAAGGUGCAAUGCUUCGACAUAGGUUCGGACGCUGGCCACCUGGAGUACCCAGGCCACGAGUGCGACGGCUUCCACGAGUUCAAGAAGGACUUCGGCAUCGGGCAGAGCCGCAUGGUCGAGUGCGGAGUGGAGGUGGGGAACCGCUUCGAGCAGCUCGGCCAGGACGUCGGUGACGAGUCGAUGGGCGAGCAGGAGCGUUACGACGACGACCAGCAUCAGGACGAGAAGGAACAGGAGGCCAACGAAUCUAGCACGCAGCACACGCAGCAGGGCUCUGGCGCAGGUGGUUGGGCGCUGCUUCGUGCGUUGGAGAAGUGCGACGCGGACGGCAACGGGUGCGUGACGGUGGCGGAGUUGCGCAUCAUGUUGGAGGAGUGUGACCUCGGG